GCCGCCCCGCUCACUUCCAGUCCCGCCCCACGCCCGGCUUCCGGCUUUCUCACGCUCCGCCCACUCCGCGUCCCGCCCUAGCUCUGGGUUUCGCCAGCUGCUCCUGGCGCACGGAGGACGAGGGGGCGGUGCCCGGUGUCCUGGAGAAGCGCGGCACCUGGACUUCCAGGCACAAAGAGCGACCCGCGGACUCGGGUUAGGAUACGCGUCCUUGCUCAGCGCCCUUGGCCCGCGUGGAAACAGGAGACAGUUCAGCCUGCUAUGGGAUGGAUGAAGAAGAAGAGAACCACUAUGUUUCACAGCUCAAGGAAGUCUACAGCAGCUGUGAUACCACAGGGACAGGCUUUCUGGACCGGGAGGAGCUGACGCAACUCUGCCUCAAGCUUCAUCUAGAAAAGCAGCUGCCCAUUAUUUUGCAAACACUUCUUGGAAAUGACCACUUUGCCAGGGUUAACUUUGAGGAAUUUAAGGAAGGUUUUGUGGCAGUGUUGUCAUCAAAUGCUGGUUUUGGCCCCUUCGAUGAAGACAGUAAUUCUCUGGAAUCAGCUGUCCCUCCAAAGUAUGUGAGCGGCUCUAAGUGGUAUGGCCGUAGGAGCCAGCCCGAGCCACGUGACUCUGCAACUGGAGCCAAAUGUUUACCAGAACAGCAAGCCAGGGCCACCGUGAGAAGCCAGGUCCGACGCUCUGCAUCUCUGGAAAGUGUGGAGAGUCUCAAGUCAGAUGAAGAAGCUGAAAGUGCUCAAGAACCUCAGAAUGAUUUGUUAGAAACACAAGGCCAGCUGCCAACCUGGGAUUCUGAGGUUUUUGGGAGCCCCCAGAAGUCCUGUAGCCCCUUCUUUGACACCCCUGAGAGCCAAGUUCGGGGCAUCUGGGAAGAGCUCGGCGUUGGCAGAAGCGGUCACCUUAGCGAGCAGGAGCUGGCUGUGGUCUGCCAGAGCAUUGGGCUACAGGGACUCAAGAAAGAGGAACUAGAAGACCUGUUUAACAAACUGGAUCAAGACCGAGAUGGCAGAGUGAGUCUUGAGGAAUUCCAGCUUGGCCUGUCCAAUUAUGGGCCCACUUCACUUCUGAAAUCUUCCACUCCUGUCAAACUGAGCAGGUCCUGGUCUCAUCAUCAGGUCCUGGAGGAGGGCGACUGUCAUACCGCCACAACAUCGUCCCUAGUAUCUAUGUGCUCAGGCCCGCGCCUCUUCUGCAGCGUUGACAAUGGCACCGGCUUUGCCUUUCCUGAGCAGCUUUUUGCCCUGUGGGCCCAGGAGGGGAUUCAGAACGGCAGGGAAGUCUUACAGAGCCUCGACUUCAGUGUGGAUGAGAAGGUGAACCUUUUGGAACUGACCUGGGCCCUUGAGAACGAGCUCAUGAUGGUUCAUGGUGCCACUCAGCAGGCGGCCUUGGCCUGCUACCGCCAGGAGCUGAGCUUCUGCCAAGGGCAAGUGGAGCAGAUGGCGAGGGAGCGAGACAAGGCAAGAAAGGAUCUAGAGAAAGCUGAGAAGAGGAACCUGGAGUUUGUGAAAGAGAUGGAUGACUGCCACUUGGCCUUGGAGCAGCUCACAGAGAAGAAGAUAAAACACCUGGAACAGGGGUACAGAGAAAGGCUGUGUCUCCUGCGGUCCGAGGUAGAGAUGGAGCGUGAGCUAUUCUGGGAACAGGCCUGCAGGCAGAGGGCUGCACUGGAGAAGGACCUGGAGCACCUGCAGGCAGAGGAUGCCAGCCUUCGAGAGAAGCUAACCCUGGCCCUGAAGGAAAACAGUCGAUUGCAGAAGGAGAUUAUUGAAGUUGUGGAAAAGCUUUCGGAAUCAGAGAAGCUGGUCCUGAAACUGCAGAAUGAUCUGGAGUUUGUGUUGAAGGACAAGCUGGAGCCACAGAGCAUAGAACUCCUGGCCCAGGAGGAGCGAUUCAUGGAGGUCCUGAAGGAGUAUGAGCUCAAGUGCAGGGACCUGCAGGACCGCAGUGAUGAGUUACAGGCUGCGCUGGAGAGCCUGCAGGCACAAUUGCCCCAGAGUUGGCGUAGCCAGACCAAUGCACAGCCAAAUGGACAGCUGUUCCCUAGACAUGGUCGAGCAGGCAUCAUCUCCUUUGUGGGUGAUUCCACUCCAGUGAGUAUAGAAACGGAGAUAAUGAUGGAGCAGGUGAAGGAACAUUACCAAGAUCUCAAGAUCCAGCUGGAGACCAAGGUAAAUUACUAUGAAAGGGAAAUUGAGGUGAUAAAAAGGGACUUUGCAAAGGAGAAAAAGGAAAUGGAGCAGACUUUCAGGCUUGAGUUCAGUGUGCUGGAGGAUCAGAAAGCCGACCUGGAGUCACUCCAUGUGAAAUCUCAGGAGGUCAUUAAAGGCCUGCAAGACCAGCUCCAGAGUGCAGCCCACGGUCCUGAGCUGGAGAGGAAGUUCGACCUGGAGAGGGUGGAGAUGGAGCAGCGCUACACACAGGCACUAUCUGGCCUGGCCCAGCAGCUGGCCCAGGAGAAGGACCAGCUGGAGGAGGAGCUGCACCAGAGGCAUCAGCACGAGCUACAGCAGAUCAGGACAAAAACAGACUGCUUGGAGCCCCGCUUCCAUCCUCGGACAUCUGAGUCCUCUUCCUGCUAACGCUGAGCAGGACCCAUCAGUGCAUAUGCCAGUCACUGUCCUUGAACUGCAAGUCCCUGUGCUGUUGGAACAGCAACAGAGGAGGCUCUCCAUUCAAGAAAAGGGCCCCUCUGCUACUGUGUUCGAGGCUGCCUGAUACCACCUAGGGGGCUGAAGGCUGGGCAUGAGUGCCCCAGUGGGCUCUAGAUGCUGCUACAGCUAAUGCCUUCAGGGGCAGCCUCAAGGCAAGGAGGUAGCCUAGAGAUGUUGAUCUGUUGGCAAGGUGCAGAGAGUGCCUAGACGUGCCGCCAGGCUGGCACUUGCUCUGUUUCAGAAGCCUGGAAUUCUAGAAGGGCUUUUCCAGAUGCUGCAGAGCAUGGCUUCAGGUGCUCCUAUCCUGGCUCUUCGGGAGAUAGGGCUACCUUGGAAGAUGUUAUGGUCACUUGCAUACCAGGCAUGGCCGUGUGACAUGGUCAGUGCUCUGAGUGCAGUGUCAUUGGUUUCAUUAACUCCCAUACAGCACACCCGUGAAGUGCCUGCCUCAUAUGGAGUUGGAAGCUCCAUGAGAUAUUGUGUCACUUGUCCAAGCAGGUGAUGCUGGUUUACAGCAGACCUGAGUCUGUCCUGGAGUGUGAUCACAGGCAUGUAGUGAGACCUACAUUUCAGCUCAGGCACCGGUUCCUGCACCAUGCACAAGUUACUUCACUGAAAAAAAAUAGAAAAUCAUGUAGGAUUUAUGAUAAAGCAAAAGGACUAAAUGUCAAUGCACUACCCAGCUUAAGAAAGAAAAGAGCAUAGCUAGAAGCCCCAGGGCAUGUCCUCAAGCUUCCUUGCUCCUCCAGGAGGUCACCCACGAAAGGGCUGUUGAUUGCCAUCUGGGCAUUGCUUCAUGCUCCUGUGUCGUAUGCAGGUGUCCCUGAAUGACAUGGAUCCUUGUUUAUGGUGGCCUGACUUCUAAAUCUCAUCGUCCACGAAGUGGAGAUGGUGCUGUGCCUCAAAAGGGGCGUGGAGCACAAGAUGAAUGUAUGAACAUGCACCAAUAAUCAUGGCUGUUCCAUAGCAAGCCCUCCACAAAUGGAGCCUGGUCUGGUUUCAGGCCCAGCAUGAGCAUUUUGGGGAUGUGCUCCAUGUGUGAGUCCACAGCUGCACUCAUGCAUGGAAGCAGCCAGUGCCUAGAAUCACACUCUGCUGUUCCUUUCAGAUACUUCCCCAUGGACAGAUAUAUAUGUCCAGACUUGUGCUGUUCAGAUUCUCCACCCCCGUCCCGAGUGGUCUGUCACUCACUGACUUGAGUCCUGGAAGGCUGCCCUUGUCCUGACAUGCUGCACUCCCCAGGCUGUUUGCCCCACAACUACAGUCACAGUUCAAGUUUCAGCAGGGUCUUCACUUAUUUGAUAGUGUUUAUUGGGCACCUUCUAUGUGCUAGCACAGCUAGGGAUUACAGCUGGGAGCAAAACAGAUGUUUGGAACUUUCAUCCCCAGAGGGAAGCACCAUGGUUUUUGCAUGUCCCAGUGUUAGGAAUCAAUGUGCUAUCUCAUUUUGAGGAUGAGGAAACAAAGGCCAUGCUACUCAAACCAUGUACUUUUUUUAGGGUCACAUGCAUGUGUGGUGAAAGCCUACAGGAAUGUAUAGAAAUGAGAAUCCAGUUCACACAAAACCUGCAGCCUGAAGGAGCAGACGCCCCUGAGUCCACCAGCAUCCCUCACCCCCAGGCUGGGCCCCCAGCCCCAGCCCCUGUUCUGUGAAGGCAGGUCUUCUGUCCCUAGCACCAGUCAGUGGGCCCUUGGCCACAACUCCAGUGUUCUUGGUCUUAUAGCCACUUCUAAAUAAACAAAUGGGACCAUCUCCCCAAACUGCAGCAGCCAUAGGAACCCAGGCUAGGUGAAGGUCAGAAUUCCAGGAUCUUGAAGGCCAUGGUGAGGAUAUUGACCUUUAUCAUAAGAGAAAGCAAAGUCCAGAGAGUGACAUGACCACAUUUGGGUUGCAAAAGAAUUUCUGUCAGCAGGGAUGGCCUGAACAGCCAUAUGGCCUAUCUACGGUCACCUCUGCUCACUCUUGCUCUACACACAAACCCUUUUAACUUUUUUUCGUAAUCAUUUGAGACCCCUGCCCUCACCUACCCACCCUGCCCACCACACACACCUGCCUUGAAUUAAUUUGUUUUCCAUCCUGGAGCCAGAGUGACAGUUUCAAAACACAGACCUCAUUUGUUUUACGCCCCUACUUGAAACCCUUUGCUGCUUUUAAAAUUUCAAUGACUUCUAUUUCUUUAUUUUUCUCUUGAGUUCCUCAUGAGAUAAAGUUAUACUUAUGCUUAUGAAAGAGGUGCUUAUACUUGAUAUUAUAAGGAUAAUACAUAAAAUAAACAUGAGAUCAUGUGACUGAGUAUUUUUAAAUUGAAAAAAAUAUGAGGGAAUGCCAGAUAGAGACCUAUUAGGGGGAAUAAAUGUCAGUCAGACCAAUAUGUAUUAAGAAUACUCUAAAAAAAAAAAGAAUACUCUAAGCAGCAAGUAUAGAUAGGUUUUAGCUGAGUCAUCUGUGAUAUUUAUUGGUAAAUUGCUCAUAUGCCAUACAUCAAUGAUGUUGCUGAAGCAGAGACUCUAAGGGUCCUCAGAAGACAAAAGUAGCUCCAGGCAGACUUGGUUCAUGUAGUAGCUGUUCAUACUUAAUUUUUUCUCUUGAAGAAUCCACCUGAUAUCAGAUUUCUCUCCAUAAAUCGUUGUGGCCAUCUUCCUAGGUUUCUCCUCCCAGUACUGUGACCUCAGAGUAUAGGAUGGGGGGUAGAGGGCUCUCCUUAAAUAUGAAAAUGUGCCGCGUGUUUGAGUCUUCUGAUUCCUUGUACUGUUAGCUCCAUGCUGGAGUUCAUUAGUGGAAGAUGAAUAUCUUUUGCAGUAACCUGAGGACUCAAACCCAAUAUUGUGCAUCAGUACCAACCACAGACACACAUUGCAGUUAGGAUAUAAGAUGCAGGAACAGUUUUGCUAUAAACACAAAGUAAAUGGAACCAAGGUGCUGAAUACCUUAGUGAGUUGUUAAUUGCGUAACCAUUUUAGAAGCUAAGAAAGCUUUCUUUUCUGUAGCUUAUUUCUAGGGAGGUGCAAACCAUAGCAUGUUAACACUGGUUAGAGGAAAAGGAAAAAUGUGCCAUCUAAGAAAGGUGAAGUAUAGACGUCAGGAUCGCCAUGCCUUCCAACUACAAGAUCAGACUCAGGUGGACUGUAUGUGGUGGCCAGUGCCUGGAGUUCCCACUCUUUCUUUUUUCAAUUU
Messenger RNA from Pteropus alecto (black flying fox), 5832 nucleotides. RefSeq names its product ninein like (gene NINL). Gene Ontology annotation, biological process: microtubule anchoring at centrosome. Gene Ontology annotation, cellular component: centrosome. Lineage: Eukaryota; Metazoa; Chordata; Mammalia; Chiroptera; Pteropodidae. Bases 267 to 2585 code for a protein of 772 amino acids. The record is from RefSeq and is a predicted model, not a curated record. The transcript has 17 exons. Gene Ontology annotation, molecular function: calcium ion binding.